Molecule: messenger RNA, 2390 nt
Organism: Sardina pilchardus (European sardine)
Lineage: Eukaryota; Metazoa; Chordata; Actinopteri; Clupeiformes; Clupeidae
Product: high-affinity choline transporter 1-like
Exons: 9
Coding region: 142-1764 (540 amino acids)
Biological process (GO): acetylcholine biosynthetic process; transmembrane transport; choline transport
Cellular component (GO): plasma membrane
Molecular function (GO): choline:sodium symporter activity
Source: RefSeq, a predicted model, not a curated record
UGCGAGCAGCUUUGUGGAAAGCCUUCCCAGAAGAGUUGAAGCCGUUAUAGCUGCAAAAGGUGGACCAACCUCAUAUUUCAUUUAUGGAUUAAGAAUGGGAUGUCACUUAAAUUCAUAUGAGUCAAGGCAGGUCUUAUAGCCAUGAUAGGCUUCUAUGUUGCAGUCCUGGCAACAGGAAUAUGGGCUUCCAAAAAAGCCAAAGCAAAAACCACCUCUGGAACUGUCACAGAAGUGGUUAUGCUAGGGGAACGCUCCAUUAAUCUGGCUAUUGGGAUUUUCACAAUGACAGCUUCCUGGGUUGGAGGAGGUUACAUACUUGGUACAGCAGAAGCUGUCUAUAACCCAAACAAGGGACUGAUCUGGGCACAGAUGCCACUGCAGUAUGCACUAGCAUAUAUUGUGGGUGGUUUAUUCUUUGCUAAGCCAAUGAGAGAGAGGAAGUAUGUGACUGUGAUAGACCCAUUUCAAAUCAGAUAUGGCAAAAUUAUGACUGUUCUAAUGGUCAUCCCUGCCCUCGUUGGGGACAUGUUUAAUUUGGCAUGUUCUCUCACAGCUCUGGGUGGAAUGGUUAGCACCAUUAUUGGUCUCCAACAUGUCUACUCUGUGAUGAUAUCUGCAGCUGUAGCAAUCAUCUACACUCUCCUUGGGGGGCUGUAUUCUGUGGCUUACACUGAUGUCAUCCAGUUAAUUUUCAUCUUCAUUGGUCUGUGGCUCUGUGUGCCAUUCCUCUUCUUGAGUCCCAUCCCUCUUGACAUCAGCAUCACAGCCUUCAAUAACACCUACCAGCCACCAUGGAUAGGUCAGCUUAAGACCCGGGACAUCCCAGUUUGGUUGGAUGAGUUUCUCACAUUAGGCUUGGGAGCCAUGUCUUUCCAGAGUUUUCAACAAAGGAACCUGUCUUCAGUUUCACCAGCCAAAGCACAGAUCACAUGUUUUGCUGCUGCAGUGUUGAGCGUAAUUGUGUCAGUUCCAUCCACACUGAUAGGAGCAGUGGCUGCAUCUACAGACUGGAAUCAGACUGAUUAUGGAACCCCAUCUCCAUACGAACGCAACGAAGCACAUAAAAUCCUUCCCCUUUCCUUGGAGAAUCUUGCUCCCUCCUAUGUCUCCAUCAUAGGGAUUGGAGCGAUAACAGCAGCUGCCAUGUCCUCUAUAGAUUCAUUCCUCCUCUCAGUUGCUUGUAUGUUCACCUCAAACCUUUACAAGAACAUCAUCAGAAAAAAGGCAUCAGACAAGGAGCUGCAGUUGGUGAUCCGAAUAACUGUAGUUGUAGCUGGUUCGAUUGGCAUAGCACUGACUUUCAUUGAAAACAGCAUUGUGUUCUUUUGGAUCCUAAGUGCAGACAUGGCCUAUUGCAUUGUUUUUCCUCAGUUGAUUUGUGUGCUUUUCAGUGAAAUCUCCAAUACUUAUGGGGCUGUUGUUGGGUUUGUCUUAAGCCUGCUUUUGAGGUUGUUGAGUGGGGAGCCCCUAAUCGGCCUUCCGUCAGUUAUCUGCUUUCCGGGAGGUGAAAUAAUUGAUGAUGUGUACAUCCAGCCAGUCCCUGUCCGAACAGUAGUUGCACUCUGUGCGUUUCUUUGCAUUCUAUUGUUCUCUUACAUCUUUGCCUCCCUCUUUCGCCGUGGGAUACUGCCAAAAAGGUGGGAUGUAUUUGGUAUCACCAAAAUCACAGUUCCAACAUUGGACAACCAAAAUAGUGUACCAAUAUCAUUAAAUGAUGCUGACGGAGAGAGCUUGAUGAUGUCAUCAGAUGUCACCAAGAGUUAAUGGAAAACAGAAUACAAUUCAAACGAAAACCAAGUUCAGUUGAAUCAGGAAUAUUUUAUCCAGCGGACAAUAGCCUACAUUAUCCCUUAAGCCUCAUUUUUAUUUCAAAAUUAAAUGUGGAAUGUAGAUAUGUAGAUGAUUUGUAAGUGAAACUGAUUGAAAACGGUUUCUGUUUAACACAUAAACACACAUAUCCAGGAAAAGGAAGUAAUUUAUCUUUCCUAAGUUUCAUAUAGGGGAGAGCCGGGUCGAUUGAAACGCGGGACGAAAGUAACACAGCGAUUUCCUCGAAAACCAUGCACAUCUGAAAUGUCAUAUGUCGUCAGUUUGUUCAACACACAAGACUUGCCAACCACGGAAAAUCUCGUGCCAUGACGUCAUCGAAUUCUAACGUUAUCCCCGCAAACCUGUUUUUGACACCGGCAAGUAAAAUCUUAUGUGCGGUAAUUUUUUUGUGAUCACAACUAGUGUUUAUUGUUUCAUGCAAUGAUCACAUGACCAUACGAGAGAUGAAUCAUUACUUAAACAUGUCUGAAGGUGUUAAAUGUCAGCAUUUUGAGGUUUAGAAGCAAAAUAUGUUUAAGUGUUAGUUAGCACUGUCGGGACGAUUGAAACAGUUGUUUCAA